Molecule: messenger RNA, 834 nt
Organism: Trichoderma asperellum CBS 433.97
Lineage: Eukaryota; Fungi; Ascomycota; Sordariomycetes; Hypocreales; Hypocreaceae
Source: RefSeq, a predicted model, not a curated record
AUGGCGCCAAUGAGUAACCAAAGUAUAAAUUACAGUAGUAAUUAUGGCGAGGACUUGACUGCCCGUGUCAAUGUCCUUGCCUCCUGCUACGUCGUUGACUCUUCCGCGAACCUCAAGGGCCUCCACUACUGCACUACGGGGGGGCCGAGUGGUAUUCCUGAGGUUCCUUCCUCAGGUCUGCCCUCUCCUCCUUCAAGUCCCCCCCUCGCCGCAUUAACCUCGUCCAACGAGCUCGCCCUUCUUCCUAAGCAGAAGAAGCGCGACAUUCCAGGCCGCCGCCUGGAGCGACGAGGGGGGGCAGCACUCAUGAUCAGGGAAGAAUGUGAGAGAUUCUUCUGUGAGACCAUGAAGACCGUGUUCCUUGGUGAGAGGAACCUGUCUAUCCAUGGCUCCGGCUUGACAGGUGCUUAUUUGCAAUCGCCGCCACCAGACAACCACCUCGCGGAUCCAUUCAACCAGGGCCCGGACGACGUUCCGGCUGGCCCGAGGAUCGAGGCCUGGAUGGAAGUCUGGGACUACGCUGGCGGAUCGAGCUUCCGCGCCUUUGUGGCAGACGAUGGAAAGGAGAAAUCACUUUUCAUCUUCUUCGACACCGAAGGCGUGCUAGGAAGAGACUUGAAAAAGGCUCUUAUGGCGCUCAUCGAACUUGCUGAUGGUCCUCUGGCUUGUAGCCAGAUCGUCACAUGUCUUGACCGCCGCAUGCCUGCGGACAAUGCUCGCGACUUAAUCAAGAGCCUUCAAUGGGUUGGCUUCGACAUGGCCACGCUGGAUCACUGGGCUCACGACCUGGACGUGACGAGCAGCCAGUGGAUCUUUAUGGGUAUGGAGCUCUAG